AUGAAGAGCGCAGGCGGGAAAGUGCGCGACAACAGCGCUGUCAUAUUUCAGUACAAUAUAUACAUCACCAAAUCUGCCAAUUCACGUCUUGUCCCACUAAAUGGUUGCUUCUACCAACACCCCAAGUUUCCCCCUGAUAACACAUCCGGAUUUGUGACCAUCACAGGCGAAACGCCUCCAACUCUCCGUUGGGUUUAUCUUGAUUUGCACACCCAUGAGCUACGGUGGGGAGGGAAACAGGACAGUGAAGGAAAUAUCUGUGGCCCCUUCGAUUGGACACAAGAUGAAGAGCGAAUCACACUAGAGGGUUGGGAAGGUUGGCUGGCUGUCCGGGUUGACGACGAGAAGAUACCUGAAGAGCUCGGUGUUGAGAACGGCCAGGAGCUUUGGAGAUUAUAUUUCGACCAAAAUGACGAUGGAGCUGACUUGCCUCAAGACGCGGAAGUACUAGAAGUCACAAUCAAGCGAACUGUGGCGGAAUCUUAA
Messenger RNA from Penicillium robsamsonii, 486 nucleotides. RefSeq lists its product as uncharacterized. The record is from RefSeq and is a predicted model, not a curated record. Bases 1 to 486 code for a protein of 161 amino acids. The transcript has 2 exons. NCBI's taxonomy places the organism in Eukaryota, Fungi, Ascomycota, Eurotiomycetes, Eurotiales, Aspergillaceae.